This is a messenger RNA of Racocetra fulgida, 960 nucleotides long. Lineage: Eukaryota; Fungi; Glomeromycota; Glomeromycetes; Diversisporales; Gigasporaceae. The record is from the annotation of a GenBank genome assembly.
GGUUUUGAGUAUUGAGCCAGUUUUAGUAUCCAAAGAUCCGAUAUUUGAAGAAACUUCCAAAGACCUCUCCUUAAUGUCUAAUAGCGAAGUAAGUGAGCUUCCUGUGACACACACCGAAGAAUUUAAUGAUCUUGACUAUGGUAGUAGUGAAGAAAUGCAGGAUCAAGCUGUUCAUGGACCAAGGCAGAGACCUAGGGCUGGGCGUAGUAUCAUAGGCGAUUCAACCGCUGAGAAAAACAAUGAGGGUGCAAGCGAAGUAACUAAAAGGCUAUCAAGCUGGUUUAGCUCUCUUUGGAUUUCUCCUCAAGAAAUAAGUGGCGACGCUUCUGAUAAAGACGAUCCAGACUUUGCUCAUUUUAAGAAAGGAUUGUUUAAUAGUUUCAAUAAUAUAAAAAGUGAAUCUACUAUAGAUUCUUCCAAAGAUAAUUCAAUUUGGUUGAUGGGUGUACGCUAUGAAGCAAAUAACGAUCGCAUAUCAAGUGAAUUUAGUGGUUCUUUUUAUGAAACAAGUUAUUAUUAUUCAACUCCUGGUACCUUUCCUCACAUUUCGAUGCAACAACCAAUAUUAUCACCGGCUAAUUUUCCCGCAGAUUUUUACGAUGAUUUCACUUCACGGAUAUGGGCUCUGGUCGAAGAUUUCCCUGCCGCACAUUUAAGCGUAUACGUGGCCACUGAUGGUGUGGUGUACAAAAAUGAAGUUUACAAAGCAGGUAAAAAUAACCGAGCGGGCAAAGAUUUUCAGUCUGUUUUGAUUCUAGUGGCUAUCCGGUUGGGAAUUAAUAACCUAAAUCCAAUUUAUCAUAAUGCGCUCAAGAUCAGCGAAAAAUACAAAUCAGUGUUCACUAUCGCCCAGGAGGCGCCAAUAUAUGGAGAUGAUGUUAGUGAUUUGGAUGUAUUCUCAGAAGAUGACGAUGAUGAAUUUGAAAAGUUUGAAAACGAUGAUGAAAAUGUUGAUGAUAU